Molecule: messenger RNA, 528 nt
Organism: Necator americanus (New World hookworm)
Lineage: Eukaryota; Metazoa; Nematoda; Chromadorea; Rhabditida; Ancylostomatidae
Exons: 4
Coding region: 1-528 (175 amino acids)
Source: RefSeq, a predicted model, not a curated record
AUGUCGUCGUUGAUGAUGAACGGUAAAGAGGCUGCCGUAACUUUUCCGCCAAUGCUUCCGAGACAUUACAUAUCCGGUGGAUAUGCUCGAGAAGACGCCAACAUGUCUCGACGAAGCUAUCCGCCAUUAGUUUAUGGAGACACAGACAAUCGCCUUAAAUGCUAUUCUGGCCAUAGUGACGCAGAUAACUACACAGUUACAAGCAAAUAUGAAGAGGGGAGAAUGGUUUUGGAAAUCCCGGACCCGGGAUUUGCUAUGACAGCUACCUCCAUCGCUACGAAUUUCGUGAUCUCUAAUAUGUUAUUGUAUGGUUUGACUGGACGUGCCAGAUUUUCCUAUCUUCUGAGUGUAUUCACUGUUCCAUGUUCUGUUUUUCUUUGUUUACGAGAUUCACGAAAUGAUUAUGAAAGGUGGAAGGAACUUCGAUCACUGCGCAUCAGAGGAGUCCCUGACAAAUUCAUGCCUUACAAGUGCAAGUAUGAUUGGACGAACUAUGAAAAAGUGCUCAACAAAAAGACAGACAAAUGA